Molecule: messenger RNA, 1197 nt
Organism: Macroventuria anomochaeta
Lineage: Eukaryota; Fungi; Ascomycota; Dothideomycetes; Pleosporales; Didymellaceae
Exons: 4
Coding region: 1-1197 (398 amino acids)
Molecular function (GO): ATP hydrolysis activity
Source: RefSeq, a predicted model, not a curated record
AUGGGUCCGCUGAGCGCCACAGCUAGCAUUAUCACUAUACUGCAACUGACGGUGAAGGUUGGCGAGGGCCUGAGCGAUGCUAAAGACGCCUCGACAGACCGUAUCCAGUUCACGACUGACAUCUCGAACCUCUCGAACCUACUCGUCGCUCUGUUGUCUCGUCUAGGCGAGAGCUCCGUCGACCCCUGGCAUGCGAACUACCGUGUUGCGUUGGAGCGACUGAAGGAUAAGAUAUCAGCUAGACAUGGGAUAAAGAAGAUGACGAAGACACCUCUCUGGAUGUAUAUCAGAGACGAUGCUGAGCGCAUUCUGUCGAGGAUAGAGCUGCUAAAGUCGCUUGAGCAGAUUGCCCUGGAAAUGGACCACUUUAAACUAUCCCAAGCCAUAGAGAGCCGUGUUAGUACCCUGCAGAACGACAACAAGAUCAUGAAAGUGGGAGUCGAUGCCAUACAGCAGGACCAAGUCCGUCAGAGGCACCGCCUCAUCAUGAACUGGCUAUCUCCCGACAACUUUCCAGCCCAGCAUGCUGACCUCAUUGCUCGCAGACAAGCAGACACAGGUCUGUGGUUCCUGGACUCCUCUGAGUUCACCGAGUGGGUUCAUGGUGCAAGCCAGACGCUAUUCUGUCCCGGCAUCCCUGGAGCCGGCAAAACGAUGAUGGCAGCAAUUACGGUGGACCACCUCCACAAUGCCGUGCAAACUCCCGACGUGGGCGUCGCGUACCUGUAUUGUAAUUACAAAAGGCAGGCGGACCAGACUACUUCCAAUCUGCUUGCGGCUAUCCUCAAGCAGCUUGUCCAGGACCGGCCAUCGAUUGCGGAGCCCUUGUCGAAUCUGUACGAUCGCCACCAAGUGCGAAGGACAAGAUUAUCGCUUGAGGAAACGCUCAGUGCUUUGCAAUCUGUGCUUGCAAAUCUCUCAAAGGUGUAUGUCAUUGUGGACGCUCUAGACGAAUGUCCGGAGCGAGACGGUACUCGAAGGCGCACAGAUCUGUGUUUGAUGGCUACCUCACAACACAUUUCUGACAUUGUGGAGGAGUUCAAGGACAUGCCUUGGGUGGAGGUGCGCGCAAGCAACGCGGAUGUGACACGAUAUGUGGUGGGCAAGAUUGACCGGCUAGCCAAAUGCGUCGAACGCGAUGGCGAUCUUCAAGAGCUUGUCCAAACCAAGAUCGUAGAAGCGGUAGAUGGCAUGUGA